CGCACACACAUGAAACUCACGCGUGCAACACUAAAAUGUAUGACUGCGCUACUUAGAAACAUAACAUUAAACGCAUUUGUCGAGCAAACGGACAAGCCUUCAGAAACCUUCCUCAACGUUAGAGCUAGAGGAAGCAGAUUCUUCGGAGAAUUUGAUAAAGUUUGUACAUAUAUGGUUCGUUUCUGAAAUUGAGUUAAAUGGAGCAAGGUUUGGGUUCCGAGUCAAAUGCUCCCCCUGGGUCAAUUGAUAAGUCUAGGGUGUUGGAUGUGAGGCCAUUGAGAUGUCUUGUCCCUGUUUUCCCCAAUCCACCUGGCGUGUCUUCAGUUUCAACCCCCCAUCCCGCUCCAUUUACGUGUGUUCCGCCCUCUGGUCCUUUUCCACCUGGGGUCCAACCAUUUUACCCUUUUGUGGCCUCAAAUGACGCUCAGCAAACUACACCUGGUGGUCGAAAUCAUAAUGGUAAUUUUGGGUUUGGUAGCAGCAUACCAGCUCCCAUUCCUCUGAAUUCAUUCAGGACUCCAACAACUCAGGCAAAUGGAGGCACUAGGGGGCGUCCCAAGGGCUCCAAGAAUCGUGCAUCUAGAUCUGUCGGUAUUGAGGAUGAUGGAUAUAGUGAGUCGCAGAAUCAAAGUGACCAGUAUGGGAGUGGGUUCAAUGCCCAUCCCAGUGAUGCAGCGAGUAAUUCAGGGAAGCGAAGGGGUCGGCCAAGGAAAAGAGGAGCAGAGAAUGGUGAAGAGUUUGAUGUCGAAUCACUGGUGAAUAGCUUCUUGACGUCAUUUAGGCUUAAGGAAUUUGACGAGUCCAGAAGAUCUAAUGGUGACAAGGAUGUUACUGGAACCAUACUGUUGGUCUUUGACUUAAUUCGGCGACGCCUUACCCAACUUGAAGAAGCAAAGGAUAUGGCUCCAGGGCUUUCUAGACGUCCGGAUCUUAAAGCUGGUACACUUCUGAUGACCAAGGGAGUCCGGACAAAUAGCAUCAAGAGGAUUGGACAUGUACCUGGGGUUGAAGUUGGUGAUAUUUUCUUCUUUAGAAUGGAGCUGUGCAUUGUGGGGUUACAUUCUCCAAGUAUGGCUGGAAUAGAUUAUAUGAGUGUCAAAAUUACCAUGGAUGAAGAACCUAUCGCUGUCAGCAUAGUUUCAUCUGGAGGAUAUGAUGAUGAUGGGGAUGAUGGUGAUGUGUUGAUUUACUCUGGUCAGGGUGGAGUUCAGAGGAAAGAUGGACAAAUGUUUGAUCAGAAGCUAGAAAGGGGAAAUCUUGCUCUGGAAAAGAGUUUGCACCGGGCCAACGAUGUAAGAGUCAUAAGGGGUCUAAAGGAUGUUGCUGGUUCAAAUGGUAAGAUCUAUGUUUAUGACGGUUUGUACAAAAUUCAGGAGUCAUGGGUAGAAAAAAAUAAAUCCGGAUGCAAUGUUUUUAAGUAUAAGCUGGUUAGGGUACCUGGGCAGCCGGAAGCUUUUUUAUUAUGGAAAUCAAUUCAGCAGUGGAAGGACGGAACUGCUGCACGGGCUGGUAUUAUCCUUCCUGAUCUAACUUCAGGUGCUGAGAGUCAGCCUGUAGCUCUUGUGAAUGAUGUUGAUGGUGAAAAGGGACCUGCUUACUUUACAUAUACUCCUAGUCUUAAAUACACCAAACCUUUUUCGACAUCUAAACCCACUUCAGGCUGUCAUUGCAUGGGUGGAUGCCAACCGGGUGAUACCCAUUGCCCUUGCAAUCAGAAAAACGAUGGCCUUCUCCCCUAUUCGUCACUUGGGGUUCUUUUGACUAACAAAUCCUUGAUACAUGAGUGUGGACAGACCUGUGCCUGUCCUCCAAACUGCAGGAAUCGAAUGUCACAAGCAGGUGUUAAGGUCCGUCUGGAGGUUUUCAAGACAAAGAACAAAGGUUGGGGACUUAGGUCUUGGGAUCCCAUCCGCGCUGGAGGUUUUAUUUGUGAAUAUGCAGGGGAUGUAAUCCAGGCAUUUAAUGCAGGUGAUAUAGGGAGUGGAAAUGAUGAUAAUUAUAUCUUUGACGCUGCCCGUUACUACGAGCCAUUGGAAGCUGUCCGUGAUGAUUCUAAUGGUUAUGGAAAAGCCCCUUACCCGCUUGUUAUAAGCGCAAAAAACAACGGAAAUGUAGCCCGUUUCAUGAACCACAGUUGUUCACCAAAUGUGUUCUGGCAGCCAGUUUUACGUGAAAAUAACAAUGACUCAUAUCUCCAUAUUGCUUUCUUUGCCAUCCAGCACAUUCCUCCCAUGCAAGAGCUAACAUAUGAUUAUGGGAUGGUUCCACCUGAGAAACGAGACAAGGGAAAGAAAAGGUGCUUGUGUGAAUCUGCAAAAUGCAGAGGAUACUUCUACUAACGGCGCCAAGUACGGUGACAGAUAGAUUUUGGUGCUUAUUCCCUUGGCGAAAAGUUCAUCAAAGCUGAUUGUAAGAAGAGGCUCAACUCAAUCUGCAGUAUCAGAAGUUCGAGGUGUGCAAAAGAAUCAGAAUGUUCGGUGAAGAUAGCAAUAGCGUGUGGACUCCUCAUUAGUUUUUUAUAAUUUGUGUAGUUCGUAAUGUAUGAUAAUGUAUGUAAGAACUGUAGCUUGUAACUUGGUGUGUCAAAGCUCUUUAGUUUCACCAGCUGUUUUACAGUUUUGGACUCCGAAACACCCACCUGUGAAAUUAAAGUGUAAAGGGAAUUUUGUGGUUUAUUGGUUGAAAUCCUAAGGUGGAAUGCGUUCUUCUAGACCA
Molecule: messenger RNA, 2715 nt
Organism: Sesamum indicum (sesame)
Lineage: Eukaryota; Viridiplantae; Streptophyta; Magnoliopsida; Lamiales; Pedaliaceae
Product: histone-lysine N-methyltransferase, H3 lysine-9 specific SUVH1
Cellular component (GO): nucleus
Molecular function (GO): protein binding; histone methyltransferase activity; zinc ion binding
Source: RefSeq, a predicted model, not a curated record